Dichomitus squalens LYAD-421 SS1 is the source of this 654-nucleotide messenger RNA. RefSeq lists its product as uncharacterized. The record is from RefSeq and is a predicted model, not a curated record. The transcript has a single exon. The annotation marks the transcript as partial. NCBI's taxonomy places the organism in Eukaryota, Fungi, Basidiomycota, Agaricomycetes, Polyporales, Polyporaceae.
AAAGCGGUUCUCAGCUUCCUGACAAAGAAUUACGUGAAGAUUGAGGCAGAGGGUUAUCUGAAAGAAACGAAUGCUGACCUGUCGAGAGCUCUCCUAGCCGCAGUGCUGAGCCGGAAAGCGAGGACAAGCCUAAAGUUAGUCAAAAGAGAGGACGGCCACUCUGGCCAUGCACAAGCAAAACAGCUCGCAAUGUUAGGCGCAAAGAAGCCAACCCCAGAUGAAAUAAACCUGAACGUACCCGUAAAAUGGAGAGUUUCGGAGGCGAAGCUCAGCGUCAUGAUGCAAAGCCUAGCUUACCAGGAAAUAAAGAAGAGGAGGCUAGCCGGCCUCAAACGAAGGGAGCGAACUGAGACGAACCUAAUGCUCAUAAGAGAGGGUAUCAAGGACGCCUUCGACUAUGAAGUAACAGAUGAGAUGAUAUGGAAAUCGAUUAGAUCCAAACAUGUCACCGGCAUUACCUCGCAGUUCCUUUGGAAAACCAUUCAUGAUAUCUUCAUGAUUGGAGAUAAAUGGAGACGGGACGACAUGCCGGAAGAAUACCAGGAUAGAGCCGUUUGCCCCAUCUGUGAAAACACUGAAUCAAUGGAUCACAUCCUUUUCAGAUGCGAAGCUGUAGGUCAGGCUGAAGUUUGGGCUGAACUGAAAAAAGUGUGG